Messenger RNA from Syngnathus acus (greater pipefish), 1621 nucleotides. It is a transcript of the gene ing3, whose product is annotated as inhibitor of growth family, member 3. NCBI's taxonomy places the organism in Eukaryota, Metazoa, Chordata, Actinopteri, Syngnathiformes, Syngnathidae. Gene Ontology annotation, biological process: regulation of DNA-templated transcription. Gene Ontology annotation, cellular component: NuA4 histone acetyltransferase complex. The record is from RefSeq and is a predicted model, not a curated record. Bases 160 to 1587 code for a protein of 475 amino acids. The transcript has 12 exons.
CAUCUUGAAAGAAGUCACUAGUGUCUAUAAACGCGUUCAAGCUCCUUUUAUUUGUCGACAUGUUGUACCUAGAAGAUUAUCUGGAGAUGAUCGAGCAGCUUCCCAUGGAUCUCCGCGACAGGUUUACGGAAAUGAGAGAGAUGGACCUGCAGGUCCAAAAUGCCACGGACCAACUGGAGCAGAAGGUCACGGACUUCUUUGUCAACGCCAAGAAGAACAAACCAGAGUGGCGAGAGGAGCAGAUGGAGGUCAUCAAGAAGGAUUAUUACAAAGCUCUGGAAGACGCAGAUGAGAAAGUGCAACUGGCCAAUCAGAUUUACGAUCUGGUGGACCGGCACCUGCGCAAGCUGGAUCAGGAGUUGGCCAAGUUCAAAAUGGAGUUGGAGGCCGACAACGCCGGCAUCACCGAGAUCCUGGAGAGACGUGAGUGAGCCCGCCGCUCCGCCCGCCUGUCACAUUGGGCACGCUCGUCCCACAGGCUCUCUGGAGAUGGACGGCCCGUCUCAGCCCGUCAACAACCACCACGUCCACUCUCACGCUGUCGUCGAAAAGCGGAGGUACAGCGCUUCGGCGCACCACACGACGGAACACGUGCCGGAAAAGAAGUUCAAGUCGGAAGCUUUGCUGUCCACGUUGACGUCGGACGCCUGCAAGGAGAACGUGCCUGGUUGCCGUAGCAACAGCAUGACUUCAUCCUCCUCGUCCACCGCCAACAGCAUCUAUGGAGUCAGUUCUUCCCAACCUUUGACCUCCUACGGCCUGAGCUCCCUGCCCGCCGGACCCGCCGCCGGAGCCGGCGCCAUCAGCAUGGCUGCCGCGCAGGCCGUGCAGGCCACCGCUCAGAUGAAGGAGGGUCGGCGGACGUCCAGCUUGAAGGCCAGCUACGAGGCCAUCAAGAACAACGACUUCCAGCUGAGCCGAGACUUCUCACUGUCCCGCGAGGCUUCUCCGUAUCCGUCUUCCGCGCUGGCGUCCACCCUGACGCAGACGCUGGCUCCGACCGCCGUCGCCUCGGAUACUCGAGGCCGCAAGUCCAAAAGCGGCGUGAAGUCUUCCAACCAUCAGUCGUCUUCGUCCUCGUCCUCGUCGUCGCUGUCAUCGUGCUCGUCGUCGUCCGCGUUGGCUCAGGAACUUUCCCAGCAGGCGUCGGUGCUACCCGAGGCUGAGGCCGGCGGCCAAGUGGACUGGACCUACGACCCCAACGAGCCGCGCUAUUGCAUCUGCAACCAGGUGUCCUACGGGGAGAUGGUGGGCUGCGACAACACAGACGUAAGUAACGGGGGCCCGCUUGCUCUGCAAAGCAAAGGAAGAAUUCGGUUCCCGGCUCGUGCGCGUGACGUUUGUCUGUGUGUGUGUGCGCAUGCUGCGUUGCGUCUUGCAGUGUCCCAUCGAGUGGUUCCACUACGGCUGCGUGGGUCUGAGCGAAGCCCCCAAAGGGAAGUGGUACUGUCCUCAGUGCACGGCCGCCAUGAAACGACGCGGAAGCAGACACAAGUAGACGGCGCUGCUGCUCCGCGCCAUGCCAUGCCACGCCAUGCCACGCCGCUGCUCUGCGCCACGCUGCCGCUGCUCCACUUGUGUUUUUAACAACAGUAAACUUUUCUUCUCAGCAAAACACACA